CCAAUGGGCGCGGCGCUGGCAGGUGCCCGCGCGGUUAUCUGCGCCCCGGGGCGCGGCGCGCACGGUCCCACGGUCCCGCGGUCCCGCCGCCGCCCCGGGCCGCGCAGCGCCGCCGCCGCCGCCGCCCCGCCGCGGGCGCGUGAGCACCGGGCGCGGAGCCCGAGCCGGAGCCGGAGCCCGCCGGGAGGUUCGGCCGGCGGAGCCGCGUUUCCCCGGACGCCCCUCGCCCGCCGCUUCCUGCGCUGCGUCGCCGGUGCCGCGCCCGUCGCGGGGGCGGGCGGAGCGGCGGGGCGCUGCCCCGCUGGAGCGGGCGCCGCCGCCGCCGCCGCCCCGGAGCUGGCAGCGGGAGCGAGCGCGCCGGCCCGCGGCUGCCGCCCCGCGCGGGGGCCGGAGCGGCGGCGCUGCGCUGGAGCGGGGCCCGCGCCGCGGUGACGGCGGCUGCUAGCGGCGGGGCCGAUGGACGGUACCCGGCAGAGCGCGUUCGUGCUGGGCAGCGCGCCGCUGGCCGCGCUGCACAACAUGGCCGAGAUGAAGACCUCGCUCUUCCCCUACGCGCUGCAGAACCCGCCCGGCUUCAAGGCGCCGGCGCUGGGCGGCCUCAACGCGCAGCUGCCCCUGGGGACGCCGCACGGCAUCAGCGACAUCCUGGGGCGGCCCGUGGGCCCCGCCGGCGGCCUGCUGGGCGGGCUGCCGCGCCUCGGCGGGCUGGCGGCCUCCGCCGGCGUCUACUUCGGCCCCGCCGCCGUGUCCCGCUACCCGAAGCCGCUGGCGGAGCUGCCGGGGCGGCCGCCCAUCUUCUGGCCGGGGGUGGUGCAGGGCUCGGCCUGGCGGGACCCGCGGCUCGCCUGUCCCGCUCAGGCGGGCAUGGUGCUGGACAAGGACGGCAAGAAGAAGCACUCGCGGCCGACCUUCUCCGGGCAGCAGAUUUUUGCUCUGGAGAAAACCUUUGAGCAGACGAAAUACCUGGCGGGGCCGGAGCGAGCGCGCCUCGCCUACUCCCUGGGCAUGACCGAGAGCCAGGUGAAGGUCUGGUUCCAGAACAGACGGACCAAGUGGCGCAAGCGGCACGCGGCGGAGAUGGCCUCGGCCAAGAAGAAGCACGACUCGGAGACGGAGAAGCUGAAGGAGAGCUCGGACAACGAGGAGGACGACGAGUACAACAAGCCCCUGGACCCCAACUCGGACGACGAGAAGAUCACGAGGCUCCUGAAAAAGCACAAAUCCGCCAACCUGGCGCUCGUCAGCCCCUGCAGCACCAGCUCGGAGCCCUUGUGAGGCCCGGGGGCCGCGGCGGCGUCUUGUACAGCCCGAGAUGCGAAGUAAAUCACGCCCAGGAAUUAAUCUUCGCCCCGGCUUUGAGCGCAGCGAGACGGGACGCCGGGGCCGCGGCGCAGACCCGGGGCCGGUUUCGCGGCUGCCGGGGGGCGAACGGCAGAUGAAACCCCCCGCGCUUGAAAGCCGGAUUCCUCCCACCUGCUGCUCGCCGUGGUUUUGGAAAUUCAAUGUGCCCCGAGGCCCUCGGAGAUCCGUCCUGUGCGGCCGGUCUCUCUUUGCAGAGCUGCCGGCCGAGCCCCGACGGCGGCCGGACCCCCCCGCCGCGCCGCGACCCGCCCCCGCGCCCGGGCGCCGCUUUUCCCAACACGCCGAAGCGGCUUUUUACGCAUUUCUGCGGGUUGAAUCUGAGGCUCUUUCGGCUCAACGACUUACCCGGCGGGUCGCCCGCGGUGCUACGCGCUCCCGCCGCUGCAUCGGGGCAAUUCACGGCCUCGCAGUUUAUAGCUCUGCUGCGUUUACCCACAAACGAGGCCUCGGCCCGGGUUUAAAAAAAGGCAGUAGCUUCUCUGCAAGCGGGGACGAUGGCGGAGGAGCUGACGGUGGCGUUUAUGGCGCUGCUGGGGACCGGCAGCCCGCGAGCGGCUGUGCCAGCCCACGACCGCCGGUGCAUGGACACUCGGGGACUCGGGCACAGGCCCGGUCCCGCUCUGCCCUGUGCGCGGGGACGAGCGCUCACGGCCGCGUUCUGCUAUCCCGGCUUUCGUGCAAAAAAAUCAUCCUGUUAACUGGCAGGGGAUUAUUUAUUAUUAAUUAUAUUAUUAUUAAUUUCCCCGUAGU
Dromaius novaehollandiae (emu) is the source of this 2112-nucleotide messenger RNA. It is a transcript of the gene NKX6-2, whose product is annotated as NK6 homeobox 2. The transcript is spliced from 4 exons. Gene Ontology annotation, biological process: cell differentiation; regulation of transcription by RNA polymerase II. The record is from RefSeq and is a predicted model, not a curated record. The coding region runs from base 457 to 1275 and encodes 272 amino acids. Gene Ontology annotation, cellular component: nucleus. Gene Ontology annotation, molecular function: RNA polymerase II cis-regulatory region sequence-specific DNA binding; DNA-binding transcription factor activity, RNA polymerase II-specific. NCBI's taxonomy places the organism in Eukaryota, Metazoa, Chordata, Aves, Casuariiformes, Dromaiidae.